Molecule: messenger RNA, 939 nt
Organism: Durusdinium trenchii
Lineage: Eukaryota; Dinophyceae; Suessiales; Symbiodiniaceae
Source: the annotation of a GenBank genome assembly
AUGGCUUCCUUGACAGAUCUUUCCAUGGGAGGGGCAGCAGAUCUUUUGACAUUUCGAGUUCAAGUCCACUUCCCUCGGUUGGUCGAUGUGCAAUACACUUGGAAUGGGAGCGAAGUUCGGUACAAAAUGUUCUGCUGCCUUCUGAGUGGUGAAAGCGGAGAUUAUUGCAUGGGAGAAGUGAAGCCCUCCAAGAAGCAACCAAAAGUUGCUGAAGAAGCCUUGAAGAAGUAUACAAGCUCCAGUGUGUUGGAGUUGUCGCGAGUGAAAUUGGCUGAUUCCAAAUUAGCCUACGUGCACACUCCCAUCAAGAAGGUGGUGAACUUGCAGGCGACGAAGGUCAACGUUGUGAAGGAGAAACCCGACAAGACUUGGUUUCCAAAGCCCAGAAUUCAGGUGGCUGAAUGCUUAUCCCUGCAGACAACGCAACAGUUUGAUGUCAUGGGAUUUGUCACGAAAGUGGAGGAGUUGAAAACCAUUGGCAGUGGGCGGCGGGUUUGCGAGAUAGUGAUCGAAGACGGCAACAAAAAUAUGGAAAAGCGCGUUGCGAUGACAGUGUCCAUGUGGUUUGACGCAGGAGAGCAUGAUCCUCAGGAGCUGCUUCUUGUCAAAGAAGGCUUGGCCAAGCGCAAGCCGUUAUGCUUUUACGCUCUUGCCGGCAAACAUGACUCUGGCAAUGGCUACGUGGUACAAUCCAGCAGGAACAUGUUGGUGACCGAGGCGCCCCCAGACACGCAAUUGCCCAUUGACUUUGAGACCUUGGCGGCUUGCGUUCCAGAGAACAAGCAGACCAUGGCACCAGACCUUGUUCUCCAAGAUGACACGCAGUCGUACAAGCAAGACCCAGCGGUGAACACAACAGUUUCUUUGUUAGAAAGAGUGACACGUGAAAAUGACAGCCUCAAGGGCGUCUUGUGGCAGCUGAACUGGUGCGAGCUUACC